AUGGCUGGAGUUUCUUUCCUGCGGUCCCCUCGUCUCUUCGUGCGGCGUUUUGACUUUCUAGCAUUUGUCUUGCAAACGACUGCUAUCCACAGUGCGCCGCAUGAAGUGAAGAUUACCGUUUGCGACUCAGUAUUAGAUCGAGCCAGCUGUUCGUGCAAAGGAGGAAACUACAAGUGCAAACACAUUGUAGCUGUACUGCUGCAUAUAAAUGAUGCCAAGACUUUUGACAAGCUGUCACCAACUGACCAGCCACAGAAGUGGGGCAAGGAGCACAAAGAGCGUGUAAAACAAAAGUAUGAGCCAAGAGCUAUAGUCGACCUUCCAUGUGCAAAAAAGGCAAAAAUCAAAAAGACCCCCCAGCUGGAAGGCAACGUACUUGAAAGACUUCUGCAGAAUGUGAGCCAUCGAUCUGCAGCAAAAAUGCACUUAGAAAGAGAUACUCAAUUAGAAACAGAAUCCACGUUGGACCCAGCUGUAGAAGCAGGAUGUUCCACUUCUGAGCCAGCACUUAAAGACUUAACACUCAUUGGUUCUGUGAAGGAGUUAAGGAGUGUUCUUGGGAUCAGCAGUGAAGUGACACCAGAAAUGCUGCUUCAACGCUUACAGGAAAGCAAGAGUCGUGAAGACAUUAUAAUGAUUGAAAGGUUAACAAAAGAUCAGGCAAAAUCUAGUCUCUGGAUGCGCCACAGGGUAGGCAUGAUCACAGCUUCUAUUGCCUACAGCAUAUUUACCCGUGUAAAGACAUUAAGGACAAAGAUGGGCCCACAUGAUCUGAGACCCUUGAUAAAAAAAGUGAUGAGGCAGAAUAAUGACCAUACAGCAACAAUGUGUCGUGGCAGCACACUAGAAGGCAGUGCAAGGAAAUGCUACCAAAGCCAGCGAGCCAGUCAUGAGAACUUGGUUGUCAGGCAGUGUGGACUUUUCAUUAUGGAAGGCCGCCCUUACACGGGUGCAAGUCCAGAUGGACUAGUAAAGUGCAACUGUUGUCCUGAGCGGGUACUGGAAAUCAAAUGCCCCGAGUCCAUGAAAAAAUUCUUGGAAGAGAAUAUGGAGAAGAACAAAGAAAUAGUUUUGACUCAAUACCUAAAGCGUGCAACCACAUAUUUUUGCCAAGUGCAGGUGCAAAUGGGCAUCACAGGGGUUCCGCAUGUAGAUUUGUUUGUAUUUUUCAAUGAGCAAGACAAUAUUUGCAUUACAGUGCCAUUUGAUGAGGCCUAUUUCAGUGAUGUAGUUGAAAGGUCUUCCUAUUUUUUGAGCAGUACAUACUGCCACAUGUUCUUUCUACAUGAAAUGCUUUGCUUCUGUUGCACAUGCAAUUUUUAAUGCACUGCGUGUAACCAAACUGCA
Messenger RNA from Dermacentor silvarum, 1347 nucleotides. RefSeq lists its product as uncharacterized. Gene Ontology annotation, molecular function: zinc ion binding. Lineage: Eukaryota; Metazoa; Arthropoda; Arachnida; Ixodida; Ixodidae. The record is from RefSeq and is a predicted model, not a curated record. The coding region runs from base 1 to 1323 and encodes 440 amino acids. The transcript has 4 exons.